Messenger RNA from Laccaria bicolor S238N-H82, 366 nucleotides. RefSeq lists its product as uncharacterized. Lineage: Eukaryota; Fungi; Basidiomycota; Agaricomycetes; Agaricales; Hydnangiaceae. Bases 1 to 366 code for a protein of 121 amino acids. The record is from RefSeq and is a predicted model, not a curated record. The transcript is spliced from 3 exons.
AUGGCUACACCACAUGACCUGUUCACCAUCCACCUCCUCUUCCUUGGCUCUUCCAUUCUCCUUGGCGGGUUGCUUCGCGGCUACACCAUCUUAUCCAAGUCUUCACUUCCCUCUGGACCCCUCGUCAACUUGGGCAGUGAUACUACGCUGAGUGGGAGUAACGUCUGGAACCUUGGCCUAACCAUGGGAUCGCGCUUUCAAUGCCCCUCCUUCCCCAAACAAAUCCUCGAUGCCAUCGAUUUGGGGUACCACUUCAGAAAGCCAGAUUCGAGACGUCUACGCCUUCCUGGCAUUUACGUGCACAAGGCCCGAGCCGAUGUACAGCAACUCUGGUAUGCACGACGAUUGAAUCGCGGCGAUGUAUGA